Tuber melanosporum (Perigord truffle) is the source of this 2460-nucleotide messenger RNA. RefSeq lists its product as uncharacterized. The record is from RefSeq and is a predicted model, not a curated record. NCBI's taxonomy places the organism in Eukaryota, Fungi, Ascomycota, Pezizomycetes, Pezizales, Tuberaceae. The coding region runs from base 1 to 2460 and encodes 819 amino acids. The transcript has 7 exons.
AUGCCCGAACUUGUCUUGUGUCCGCACUCAUCAGCAAUUUCUGGUCUUGCGUAUCAAGGUUCCUACGACAAUAAAGCUACAUUCACAACCACACCUUUAUAUUAUGGAGGAAUAAUGGACUUUAUGCGUUCGCUGAUGGGAUAUAGCAUGCUCUGGCUAUACCCGUCCACUAUCCCCAUCAUCCCUCGGAAUCUGCUCAGGGCGCUAUCCGUAUGUCAACAUCCCAGAGCACAUUAUUUCUCCUCGGUGCCUUAUGUUUUAGAGGUCUGCGCAGAGGAUGCAGCUGUUGUUGAUGUAUUAAAGGAUAUGGAUAUAGUGGGUGUCGAUGGGGCGCCUUUGGAAAAAGGGAUUGGGGAUUUUCUUGUUGAAAACGGCGUUAAAUUGGUUUCAAGAUUCGAAACUAGCGGGUGCGGGUUCCUUAUGUCAUCAUACCGUUCAUUUCAAACGGAUAUGGGAUGGGAAUAUCUUCGUGUUAGACGGGAUGCCGGGUAUGAGUUUAUUUCACCUAGAACUAGUAGCUUUGAUAGUGAUGGGAGAUUUGAACUCGAGGUUUUAUCGGAUUGGCCUCAGAUGAACUGCCGACCCAAUACACCACGGGGAGGAUACGCCACGGGGGACCUCUUCGUUCCCCAUCCCCGCAUACUUGAUGCGUACAAACAUGUUGGCCGCAUAGACUCCCUGAUUACUUUGUCUAAUGGAAAGAAACUGGAUCCCACUGUGAUUGAAAGAGCGCUAGGGGAGUCUGAGCUCGCUUUGGAUUCAUUCGUAUUUGGUGAUGGAAGACCCUUUCCGGGGAUUUUGGUUUUUCCUGGUCCAGCUAGGAAUGUGCCUCGGGAAGAUGUUUUCAAGUUGCUUAGCGAAGAGAACGUAGUAGCGAAGAUCGUGCCGGAUAUGAUUGUGUUUCCGCUACCACACUUGUACCCCCUGAGAAACUCUGCAUGGCAAAUAAUGCGCCAAACCACCCUCGAAAUUUUUGAGGAAGAUAUCCGGAGGGCGUACAGAGAAUACGAACUCGGAGGCCUAUUAGGGCAAAGGCUAAGGAGGGAUGAUGUUAAAAAAUUGGAAGAGUUUGUCCGAAGUGUGGUUGUGGAGGCAAUAGGUGAAAAGGCUCUCGCAAGGAAACCGUUGGAGUCAACCGCGGAUUUGUUUAGAUAUGGGAUUGAUUCAAUUACGGCGGCUCAUAUUAGAAAUCAGCUGCUUAAGGGUGUCGAGAUCAAUGUUCCUAUGAUGUCACAAUAUGUUGUCUAUGAGCAGGCAUCAAUUGCAGGGGCGGGUAGAAUCGCAGAAUAUAUUUUUGCCGGUGGAGAGGGAGUCAUGGGACCGGAAGAUAGGGAAGUAACCUUGAUGGUGCAGCUGGUACAAAAAUACGAUGCCGUCGAUACUUCUUGGGUUUUUGCGAAGAUAAUGGUUGAAAGUGAAGCCCGUAACGAAGUGGUAUUGCUCACUGGGGCAACAGGUAGCCUUGGUAGGCAGGUUGCUAGGCAGAUAGUUACCGAGAGGCCAGAGGUUACCAAGCUAUAUUGCCUUUGCCGCAAGGGCAGCAAGGCCAAGAUGGAAGCCCUUAUUAGUGAACUGCACCGCAUAUCCUCAUAUAGUAGAGGGUUAUCAAUUUCUUCGGUGGUUGCGAAUCUAGAUUUGGAUGGUAUCGAACCGUCCACCUACGAUUGCUUAAGGGAAGUUACAAUAAUAAUCCACGCUGCAUGGUCGGUUGGUCUCUUGGCUCCUCUCUCUAGCUUUGAAAGGCCUGAUAUCUCGAGCGUACAGCAGCUUUUGAGGCUUGCAAGGGAGUGCAAGCGCAAAGCACAUUUUGUAUUCUGUUCUUCUAUGGCUUCACAGGGAAGCAGGUGGUAUAUCCCCCAGCUUUGCUCUCAUUCCCUAGGUGUUGCUGGCGGGCUGGGGUAUUUCCGCUCAAAGUGGGUGGCCGAGGAAAUUUGCAAGAAUGCCGCUCUUGCCGGCCAGACCGUAUCCAUAAUCCGGAUCGGCCAGCUCUCCGGGAGCACCUCGAAUGGAGCUUGGAGCCAGGAUGCAGGGUGGCCAAUGGUGAUCGGAACUCUGGGUGAAAUAGGGUGUCUACCAGAUUUCGAGCUGAAAUUGAGUUGGUUGCCUGUUGACCUUGCCGCACGUGGUGUGCUAGAUAUCGCAGUCAGAGGGGAUAGAGUGGAUACUAUCCCUCACGAACCCGUGUUUAACCUGGGGAACACGAAUCUCAGCACUUCCUGGAGCGACGUGCUGGUCUGGCUAGAGAAGGCGGGAGCAAGGUUCAAGAGAGUCACCCCGACGCACUGGUUGGAAGAAAUAGAAAAAUUGGAACCGGGUGCACGGAGUAGAAAGAUAUAUCCCCUGUGGAAAGCACUGGUAUUUGCCUCUCCACAAAUAUAUGGAUACCCCCCCGUCCUGACAUUUGCUAGUUCGAACUGGAGCGGCUCAAUACACCUCCUCCCAUGGAUGAUUCCAGUGUAA